AUGGUGAGCUUCUUCUCUUCUGUGCACCUUCUUCCUUUUCAGAGUAUCAUCACACAGGAUGCUCUUCAAAUAAUCUCCGAACACCUUUCUCCGACUUCACGGCUAAAUUUGGCGGUCAUAGAUCAGCGCUUUUUCGACAUUGCAACCAGGUAAAACGGUGUUUGAGCACUGGAAAACCGAUGUCUUCUGGCAGGUGGAACGACGUCAAGACCAUAGUAUUCGACGACGACGACGUGACUUUGGCCGGUGCUAAUUUCGUGCACAACUACAAUUGCGACGUUUUUGAAAAGAAGAACGCCGCGGGAAACGACCGGGUACUGUGAAAUUCCGACGUUGAUGCUCAUCUCUCUCUCUCUUUCUCUCUCUUUUCAGUCCUUCUACAAAACAGAGGCCAAAGAGACGGCUCUCAAGUUGUGUCCGGCUGUCAAAAAACUGAUUAUCCAGACGAAGUUGUCCGAUUUUGAUGCGAUUAUGCUGGAUAAGAUGAACUUGAAACUGACGAAACUCUACAUGAGCAUCGAGAAUCUGAGCCUGGUCAACUUCCCAAAGUUCCCGAGGCUUCGGACUCUCCACCUGGUGGCCAACAGCACAAAAGAACUCGGAGUGCUUGACGUUGUUGAGUCGAGGGCUCUGAAGGUUUCGGAAAAGCAGUCUUACAUAGCGAACUUCCGUUUUGCAGGCGAUUUUCCCUCAGACUCUGACCCGUGUCUGCCUCACCGGCAUCUUCCUGACCGAGAACCUUCUGCUUCAUCUGAUUGCUCUAGAGAAUCUCGUUGUUCUCGAUAUGAUCGGAUGUCUGGUCGACACUCGCGUCGGCGCCAAAUACGUCCCUCUUCUGGGUAAAAUGUUGCCUUUAAGCAGAAAAGACCUCAUUCCAUUUCCAGAAAAGUUUCCCUCUCUCGAAGAUCUGAGUCUCCCGCCGUCGCUCUUUUCAUUCUCGACAAAACCGAGCACGCAGACCGAGUUCACCCUUCAGAAACUGAACGUCGUCAAGUUGGGACUGUACAUGGAUCAGUUCGAUGAGGACACAUUCUACAGUCAGACACUCAAGUUCCUGCCGAGGAAGCUUGAGAUUCUCGUCGUUUUCGGCAAUUACAUGCCGCUGAAAAAAUGGAAAAUGUUGAAGACGAACAAGAAAUUUCAAGUCAAAAACGAGAUUUUGAAAGUUUCAACUCCGAAAUGUUCCGUUUCAGAUCGUGUUCGGCCCGAACAUCUCUCUGGCGUCGUGUCCUCAAGCGAACCUCUCCAAUGUGAAACUGCUCUCCCAUUUGAUCCGUUCGCCGCCCUACACCAUCCAGGAAUACAACCCGAACUUUCAUCGGAAUCACGUGAGAUUUCAUCUUCUCUUCAUCUGAACAUUCUCCCCUUUCAGGACAUUCCCCUUGGAAAUUUUUCGUGGCAGUUCAGUCUGAUCGAGUGGCAAGGGGCGGGAACUCGGAAGGAAUUGAUCUCUAUUCGGAGGAGACUGAAUGCUCUCGAAGGAGAGGAAGUGAUGCUCGAGGGGAUUCGCAUCCCGCCGCCGGUCAUCGAGAACAGAGUCCGGCAGCUGCGGGAUAAUCGACUGCCAGGAUCCCCCGAAUUCGAAGUCUUCGACCCGCUCGCUCCGAUUCUCCCGCUGGCUCGUGUUCUUCCCAGACUGCCACUCCGACGUCCCGGCCAGGAGCGCGGUGUUUUAAGAAGAGAAGGGUCCGCACGCAACCGUCGCAACCGCUCUGCCCCUCCGUCCAUUGUCCGCCCUCUCGCCAUUCCUCCGCCGCCUCCUCCACCAACUCAAUCCGAUUCGAUGCGAACCCAUCCUCCGUCGCCGCCGGCCACGCUCACCGGCGCCGUGCUCAACAACACUCUGCAGUCGAUCAGUCCGAUAAUCACCAACACGACGGCUUCUCGUCUCGGAGGAUCCACGACCAGUUCCGACGUGAUGAAUCGUGCGUUCUUGGGCACUCCGGCCUUUGAGGAAAGCCGAAGACUUUCGACGGCGUCGCAGAACUCGACGAUUGUGAACAGCGAGAUUACUGUGGCGACGACUGCGACCGCUUCUCCGGAGAGACUCUCUGCUCAGGCACCGAGGAAUUUCAGUGAGUUUCGAUUAAACAUCAUCCAAACUAUAUGCCGAACAAAAAUUUCCAGCUCCUCCACCCAACAACAAUGUGCCCACUUCUGCCAACAGCAAUGAAAGCGUCGCUUCCAAUCCCCCUGUCAAUCCAGAAGCACACGGCGCUCACAAUUUGAACUGA
Molecule: messenger RNA, 2234 nt
Organism: Caenorhabditis sp. 36 PRJEB53466
Lineage: Eukaryota; Metazoa; Nematoda; Chromadorea; Rhabditida; Rhabditidae
Source: the annotation of a GenBank genome assembly